Messenger RNA from Blumeria graminis f. sp. triticale, 1458 nucleotides. The record is from the annotation of a GenBank genome assembly. NCBI's taxonomy places the organism in Eukaryota, Fungi, Ascomycota, Leotiomycetes, Helotiales, Erysiphaceae.
AUGGGAUCCGAUCCUCAAUUUGCAAAGUAUCCAUUCCUUCCGCUCGCUCAGCAUGUUUUUAAUAUUACCAAUCCAUACGCGUCUAAGCCUGUACAGCAGGCGUCGCUUCUGAGUAUACAGAAUGCUAUUUCAGAGCAUAAAAUGGCACCUCUAUAUCGGUACAUCGCGCACCCGACGGAAGGGAUUUUUGGCGAGAAUAAUCCUUCUCUUACACAUGAUACGAAAGGAUGCGGACGAAAAUCAAGUGCAAUAGGGAUGGUAGCAAGUAGGAAUUCUAUACCCAAGCUUGAUCUCCCAUGGAAUGAAAGUCUAUAUGAAAGCUUAAAAAAAGAAAAUGAUGAGGAGCUCGAGAAAUUCAAAGUGGAAGAGGAAGAGGCUGCAGAGAAGGCCGGAGAUACAGAGGUUCAAGCAGCUAGGGGAAAAAAAGCAGAUUAUCUUGCUCGAAUAGGUGACAAAGACCGAGCAAUCGCAGCAUACGAAGAUGUUUUUGAGAAGACAGGCGUUUUAGGUACAAAAAUUGAUAUUGUUCUAGCAGUUGUCCGGAUGGGAAUAUUCUAUGGAGAUAAGCUUCUCAUUAAAAAGCAGAUUGAUCGUGCUAAAGCUCUGGUCGACAGUGGUGGUGACUGGGACCGAAGAAAUCGAUUAAAAGCAUAUCAAGGGCUUUAUCUCCUAACCGUUCGUCAAUACGAAGCCUCUGCACCCCUCCUUCUUGAUAGCCUCUCCACUUUUACCAGCUAUGAGCUUUGUUCGUACUCAUCACUAGUUAUUUACUCGGUCCUAGUUGGAUCUGUUUCUUUAAAACGCGGCCACUUCAAAUCCAAGGUUGUUGAUGCACCUGAAAUCAAAGCUAUUCUCGGGGACGGUCGAGAUAAAAUAUCAGCAUUGUCUGGGAAACUUUCCGCUGGUCCUGGAGCUGACGAUGAAAUAAAAGAAGCAACACCCGAUAUAACUAGCCAAACCGCUGUUAAUUUAACUACGCUCGGUCAAGAUGUACCAGAGGCAGAAACUUCUGUAAACUUCUCUCCAUUAACUAAACUAGUCGGAGGUUUAUAUGCAGGUAAUUAUCUAUCAUUUUUUGAAGCACUUGCCGAGGUUGAAGUCGAAUUCUUACGGCAAGAUCGUUAUCUUUAUGAACACCGCGGCUGGUUCGUCAAAGAAAUGCGUCUACGUGCAUAUCAACAGCUAUUACAAAGUUAUAGAGUCGUUGGGCUUGAAAGUAUGGCUAAAGAAUUUGGUGUGACAGUGGACUAUUUGGAUCGGGAUCUAGCCAAAUUUAUUGCUGCUCAACGUAUCCCCUGCACUAUUGACCGCGUCACAGGCAGUGGUAUAAUCGAGACUAACCGGCCCGACAACAAAAACAAACAGUACAGCGAUGUAGUCAAACAGGGGGACCAACUCAUUACAAAGUUACAAAAAUACGGCCAAGCCGUUCGUUUAAGAGGAAGUGAGCGCGCUUAA